Molecule: messenger RNA, 884 nt
Organism: Ananas comosus (pineapple)
Lineage: Eukaryota; Viridiplantae; Streptophyta; Magnoliopsida; Poales; Bromeliaceae
Product: dormancy-associated protein homolog 3-like
Exons: 3
Coding region: 111-536 (141 amino acids)
Source: RefSeq, a predicted model, not a curated record
AGAAGAGAAGAGAAGAGAAAAAAAGAGAGUAAAAAAUAACAAAUUUUCUAAAAAAAGUCAAAAGACCGCAGAAUAAUAGAUAAUAGAUAAUAAAUAAUAGAUAAAAAAAAAUGAGCCUUUUAGAUCAACUAUGGGACGACACUGUUGCAGGGCCUCGGCCGGAGUCCGGCCUUGGGAAGCUCCGCAAAUACGCCUCCUUCUCCCCUUCCUCCUCCUCCCCCUCGUCCUCUGUCGUAGUCACGUCAGCUAAUGCAGCUGUUUUCGCGCCGAAUAUUACGCGAAGCAUCACCGUAAUUCGCACGCCGCCCUCCUCCGCCGCCUCGUCCCCGCGCGGCGCUUCCGUCCCCUCCUCCCCGGCCGCCGCCCCGGAGUCCCCCUUUGCAUGUGAGAUCCCUUCGCCGACGCCGAGAGGGAGUUGGAAGAGCCUGCGGAGGAAACCGACGACGCCGACGACGGCGGCGGAGGGAGCCGAGAAGGUGGGGCCCAGGAGCCCCAACGUCUACGAUUGGAUGGUGAUUAGUUCAUUGGACAGGUGAGACAAGUAGAAGAGGAAUAAUGAAACACAAGAGGGGGCCAAAAAAGAAUAAAAUAAUUAUAAAAAAAAAGAGAUAUGGUUCUCUUUCAUGUGUCAUGUAGAUGGUGGUGUUCAUAUUUAUGGAUCAUUAAAAGUGAUUUAGAUUUUUGUAGUAAUUAAUAAUGCGAUUAUCAUUCGAGGUAGAAGGAGAGAUCAGCAUCGAGAUGAAUCUGAGGAUCAAAUGAUAUUAUAUAAAGAUUUUAAAUCUCUACUUUAUUUUCUCCCCUCUUCUUGUGUUGUUGAUUCGCUGUUUAAUGUUUCGUCUAUGUAUUUUGAUUCGACGUAUGUUAAGAGCAAAGUGUCUUCUUAA